UGUCCAACUGGGCAUUAUUAGGAUUCGUUGGAAAAAAGACAAAAUUUUAUGCACACUGCACACGGGAAGCUUGGUGGAGACGAAAAUGGAGGAGAUAAUAGCUACAGAUCAGCUAUCGAAGUUCUUAGAAUCUGGCAUAUACCGUUUUGAAAGUUCGAAUGCCGUUUUUAUGGAUCCUGUUCGCGUACUCAAUCGAUCCUAUACCAGUUUUAGGGUUUCUCCGUCUACCUACUACUCCCGUUUCUUCGAAUCCAAACAUGCUGAUCAAGCAAGAACAGCCUCUUCAGAUAAAAUUUCUAGGAAGCGAAAACGUAAGCAGAGAAGGCCUCAGAUCCUCAACGAAAGAGAACAAGUCGCUGAUCAACGGCACCAGCUAGUGAGGUCUUUGUUAAUGGAGGCGCAUGAGUCAUUACUUGGAGCUGAUGAUUUAUUAGCUGUUGUUAGGAAUCUAAGGGAGAAUUUUUGUUCGUCAGAUUCAAAGGCAAAGGAAUGCGGCAAGGACUUAUGGACUGGUGUUGAACAAUCUUUUGUUGAACUCGGAAGGGUGUGGCAGGCUCCUCUAUUUGAGAUAACAGUCAGUUCUAAACAACGUAACAGGCCAGAUAGCUUUGCAGGUAAUAUGAUCAACCAAUGCAAUGAAGAUAGAGUGCUUCCUUUAUUUAAUUGUUUAGUUGGUAACAUGACCAGUGAUGAUGCGGAGGCUAAAGUACUUGAUAGGCGGUACAUAAUACCCAGAGAGAGUAGCUUCUACAUGUCUGAUCUGGGGCAGAUUCACAAUGUUAUUCCAGCUGAUUCUGAUUGUGGCUACAGUCUUAUAAUCAUUGAUCCACCAUGGGAAAAUGGAAGUGCUUAUCAAAAGUCGAUGUAUCAAACUCUGCCAAAUCGAUAUUUCCUAUCCCUUCCUAUCAAGCAACUUAUCCACACAGAAGGAGCACUUUUAGCCUUGUGGGUUACCAAUAGGGAGAAAUUGCUUAACUUUGUAGAGAAUGAGCUAUUUCCUGCUUGGGGGGUCAGAUUUGCGGCUACUUUUUAUUGGUUGAAGGUGCAGGCAGAUGGAUCGCUGAUUAGUGAUAUAGACCUAUUUCAUCAUAGGCCUUAUGAACGCCUUCUUUUGGGCUACUGUGAUGGUGUGGGCAUGAACUCUGAACACCUGUCAAAGGUUAUACCAAUAAAGGAUAAUCAAGUCAUUAUAAGCAUUCCAGGAGAUUACUCAAGGAAGCCUCCAAUUGGAGACUUACUUAUGGAGCAUGUUCCAGCGCUUAAGCCUACUCGAUGCAUUGAACUGUUUGCUAGAGAAAUGAUGGCUGGAUGGGUUUCCUGGGGUAAUGAGCCCCUUUACUUUCAGGAGUCUGGGUAUUUCCAACAAAUUUAAACAGAAUACAAGAUCGUACUAAGAGGAGGCCUUUUUGCUGGGAACUAGUCACUUGGACUUGCCUCUGGAAUUCUGGAUAUUCCCUACACAUUUGCACUAAAAGGACGCCUUUUUGCUGGGAACUUGCAAUGUGGAUCUGCCUGAAGGUUCUUCUAUUUCAAAUAUAUGUUGUUGGUAAGUUGGGGUUCACAUGUUGUUACUAAGUAUUGUUUCUGCCUAUUGAGCAUCGAAGUGCAGGGUAUGUUAAUUCCAUUAAUUCUUAUUUUUUCCAAGACAACAGAAGUUAAUCUCUGCCUUCGAUUGAAAAGUUCUCGGGAUUGACUCUUCCAUAUUUGGUUCAGCCACUCAUAGGAACCUCCUGGAUGAAGAGGUCAAGAAGUAUGCUAUGCCAAUCCAGAAGGGAUAGAAGACCAUCAUCAAGGACAAUCAUGGUAGGUGCAUUAUCUGGUACCAUAAAGCUGCUGCUGAAGGAUGUCUACUAUGGGCAGAAAAUCCCAAAGGUUUAGCUUCUACAUCAUCUUACCUCCUCGUUCACGUAGUAUCUAUGUUCAACUUCUCUGGCACAUAGAUUCACUUGCUGUGGCUGGCUUGAAUGUGCUUCGUUGAAGCAACUUUCACGGCAACUUAUUGGAGUUGUGCUGAUUAUAUUUUCAGUUCAGCUGAUUACGGGAUUUAUAAUAUUUAUGAGUUGCUAUUGAGAUCA
Molecule: messenger RNA, 2075 nt
Organism: Tripterygium wilfordii
Lineage: Eukaryota; Viridiplantae; Streptophyta; Magnoliopsida; Celastrales; Celastraceae
Product: methyltransferase-like protein 2
Exons: 9
Coding region: 86-1372 (428 amino acids)
Cellular component (GO): RNA N6-methyladenosine methyltransferase complex; nucleus
Molecular function (GO): methyltransferase activity
Source: RefSeq, a predicted model, not a curated record